Blastomyces gilchristii SLH14081 is the source of this 4686-nucleotide messenger RNA. Its product is annotated as ribosome-releasing factor 2, mitochondrial. Gene Ontology annotation, molecular function: GTPase activity; GTP binding. Gene Ontology annotation, biological process: ribosome disassembly; mitochondrial translation. Gene Ontology annotation, cellular component: mitochondrion. The transcript has a single exon. The coding region runs from base 178 to 2904 and encodes 908 amino acids. The record is from RefSeq and is a predicted model, not a curated record. Lineage: Eukaryota; Fungi; Ascomycota; Eurotiomycetes; Onygenales; Ajellomycetaceae.
AAGAGCUCAUCUUCAUUAUUUCUAGGCAAAAUAGAGCAAUUCCUGGGUUAGCUCCUCAAUUUGUAGCCAGACGGGGUAUUUCUAUGCCUCAAUUGGUUAUAUAACAUUGGGACGUUGAUUUUUAAACUCCAAUGUCGAGUUAACAUCCAUUGCGGCCACCUACAUUCGUCAUUCUUGAUGCCAAAUAUGAUUCCAAUUGGUUUACCCUCAAGAUGGAUCUGCUCAAGAUGUAUCCGGGAUACUAGGAUAUUGCCAGCAGUAUCCUCUCGAUAUCGCCAGUCAGUUCUGCGACGGUAUUCAACUGAUAGUGGCCAACCAGCGGAGGGGGCAGCAGACUUAGACAGAGUUCGGAAUAUCGGGAUCAUUGCUCAUAUCGAUGCUGGUAAAACAACGACUACAGAGCGAAUGCUCUAUUACAGUGGUAUAACUAGGAGAAUUGGGAACGUCGAUGAUGGGUCCACGGUGACUGACUUUCUUCCGGCCGAAAGAGCUCGGGGCAUCACGAUUCAAUCGGCCGCUAUCACUUUCGAUUGGCCUCCUAGACCAUCAGAACAACAUUCAAUCCCAACGCCUAAAGAGUUAACCGCGAAAGGGCUUCCCAGAUCGGCUGCCCCACAUACCGUCAAUCUUAUCGACACUCCCGGACACGCAGAUUUUACUUUUGAAGUUUUACGGUCUCUCCGGAUCCUUGAUGGUGCAGUUUGUAUUCUAGAUGGGGUGGCAGGAGUCGAAGCACAGACAGAGAAGGUCUGGAAUCAGGCUUCAACAUACCAUAUCCCACGUAUUGUAUAUAUUAAUAAACUUGAUCGCGAUGGAGCUGCUUUUGGGCGAACUGUCCAGGAAGUAGGAUCGAAGUUAGAUAGCUGGCCUGCCGUCUGCCAAAUCCCAUGGUUUGAAUCUGCCUAUGGUCGAUUCCAGGGCGUUGGCGACGCGAUCUCUCUUCAAGGUCUCCUCUGGCAGGAAGGUGGUGAUGGCAAGAAAAUCGCAGUGUCAACCUUGGCUAAGCUAGAGAAAAUAGAUGAGGUGUUUGCAUGUGAGUUAAAGAAAGCGCGGGUUGCUCUUGUUGAACUUCUGAGCGAACAUGACGAAGUGAUGGUUGAAAAUUUCUUGGAACAUAACGAGGAUCAUCUGGCAGUCAAGCCAAUUGAGAUCCUGGAGAGCCUCCGAAGAUGCCUCCUCGACUCAGAACAGACAAGAGUCAUUCCCGUGUUCGCCGGAGCAAGCUUCCGAAAUAUCGGCGUUCAACCUCUGCUUGAUCAGGUAGUGAACCUUCUUCCAAGUCCCAAAGAACGCCCGGAUCCAGAAAUUAGUAUUGGCCCAGUCAAGGGGGGUUUGCAAAGCCUAUUAAAUGGCGACCUCAUUUUGCAAGAGAACAAGAAACUUGUCCCAGAAAAGAAGAAGAAGCAUGUUUCCCCUUACUCGGUGGCCCAAACAGCCAUUGAAAAGCUUGAAGGAUGCGCUCUUGCUUUCAAGGUAGUCAGCGAUGCCAAGAGAGGCGUCCUGGUUUAUGUUCGAGUUUACUCUGGGUCAAUCAACCGAAGCGCAUCUCUGUUCAACACGCACCUUAACCUAUCAGAACGUGCUCCUCGCCUUCUGAAAAUGUACGCUUCGGAGGCGAUGGAAGUCCAAUCAAUCCCAGCAGGGCAUAUCGGUGUUAUAGUUGGACUGAAAUAUGCACGGACUGGCGAUACACUGCUUUCGUACCCAGGAAUCAAGACCGGUCCUCCAGAACCGCUCAAUAAACUACAACUACGUCCGAUAGCUGUUCCACCACCGGUGUUCUUUGCGAGCCUUGAACCUCACAGUCUAAGCGAGGAAAAGCACCUUCAUGAAAUGUUAGCAUUGCUGCUACGAGAAGACCCUAGCCUCCACGUUACAAUUGACGAAGACUCUGGCCAAACCCUAUUGAGCGGGAUGGGUGAGCUGCAUCUUGAGAUCGCUAGGGACAGGCUAGUUAAUGACUUCAAGGCCAAAGUCACUAUGGGUCAAAUUGAAAUCGGUUAUCGUGAAUGCAUAUCCGAAACGUCACCCUCAAUAACUAGAGUCUUUGAUAGAGAAAUUGCGGGUCGGAAGGGGAAAGCAGGCUGUGCAGUAGUGGUUGAACCCUUCAAUCCAGACGAAUUCGGUGAAGAACACAUUAAAGCGCACGAAAAUUUUCUUCUUGAUGAAAAGCACGAUGGAAAUCGCAUCACAAUCCUCGCCCCGGGUCUUAUCUCCAACCAUCAUAGCUACAAAAAGCCGAAAGUAUCGGAAGACAUCCUUCCCAGCCACCUUGAUCUCGCCGCGAUCAAAACAUCCCUAUACAACGGCUGCCUUGCCGCGCUAUCCCGCGGCCCCAAAAACUCAUUCCCCCUCCACAAUACACACGUGACGGUCACAUUCGAUCUAAACACCGAUUUGUUCGGAAAUGAGACUACACCAUCUGCUUUAUCCGCCGCCGCACGUCUCGCCACUCAGUCUGCCCUGAAGGAGGUGGCAUCAACAGCGGUCCUCAUGGAGCCGGUCAUGCAUGUAACCAUCAGUGUCCCAGAAACGAACAUGGGCGUAGUCGUACACGACAUAUCAUCGGCUCGAGGUGGGCACAUUCUAUCUCUCGACGAUGACGUCGAGGCGUCUUCUUCACCACCAGCAUCAAGUAAUGACGAUCUACUCCCAAUCGAUGUUUCCAAAAUCUACGUACCCCCCGACCAAUAUGGAUCGACAUCAACAGCUGCUAGUAACAACAACUUGAAUCCAAUGCGGACUAUAACCGCUAAGGUGCCACUGAAGGAGAUGGUAGGGUAUCUGAAGCAUUUACGGAGUUUAACUGGCGGGAGGGGAACGUUUGUUAUGAGCGUCGAUAGGUUUGAGAAAAUGGGGAGCCAGAGGGAGAGGGCGGUUUUGACAGGUUUGGGGAGGAUGUAAAAGAGUUUUGUAAAAUAUGUCUUUCUUCUCUUCUCUUUUCUUUCUUCUUUCCUCCUAUUCUUUCGUUUGAACGGUUGGCUUGUUGUGCUAUGUAUAUUCUGCAUUUUUUCCUAGCAUUGCCCUCAAUGGACCGGAAGAUGAAUCGAAAAGGUGAGUUAUCACCCAUUCAUUUGCAGCAGAAUAUGUCGAAGGAGCAUUCUUUCUCAGACUUCACGAUCUCGUAUAGAACAAAUGACAAGUUCUCGUUCUCUACAUAGGAUAUCUAGUUUGAGCUAUUAGAAUCAGAUUAAAUUUUGAAUUCCUCCAGAGCGCUCGCUACUUACCAUCAAAGACUGAAUAUCAACAAACGAGCGAACAAUCUCAAUACCAAUACCAUAUUCGCCAUCUUUGAACCCGGACCUCUUGCAACUGCAUAGUCGGGAUAGCUUCAAUUGCCUAGACGGCCGCAUAAUGCCAUCAAACGUAUCCGAGAGAAACAAGCUUCGGUCAAACCAUCCUCAGAAAUCUACAGGCCCACUUAUGUUCCAGAAUCCGCUGCACGGGCUGAAGGGGGAGUACUUACCAGACACUUAAUUAGUCGCAGGGUCUCGAUAUCCCGCGGCCGUCCACUAGACUCUUAGUCUGUCUUCCUUGCCGUGCAUAAUCUUGGGACUAUAUGAAGCGCCUAGUGUGGUGCGUGCCGCAAGCCUCCUACCCUAAUAGGGGCAUUGCGGGAAACGCGUUCAGAGGACUUAUGGGGAAGGAUUUUGAAGGGAUUAAGAAAACCUUCGCCGAAUAUUUAUUGGGAAUAUCGUCAGAUAGUCUCAUACCCUCGACAAGACUAAGAACAUUAUGUUUUAUAUGCAAGUAUACUCGGAUAUCUUAACACCUCAUACCAAGAAGUGUAGGGAUGAGGGACAGUUUAAUCAAGGCACAAUAAUAAAGAAGACCAGGAAGAAGAGACCCAAAACCACUAUCAUCUAGACAGAAGUAAAAACAGAAGGAAAAAAAAGACGCAGGGGAGAGAAAUCCGAUUCAGCCCAUUAAUUCUAACUUCGAACAAGAAAGAAAAAGAAAAGAGCACAAAAAAAUCUACCAAUUAUCAUCCCAACCACCCCCACCCCCAUCAUCCUUCCCCGUUGUGCCCGUCCCACAGCUGCCAGUGCCAGCUCCAGCUCCAGCACCAGUACCACCGCCAGAAGGAGCUCCUCCCCCACCACUCCCUCCCCCUCCCCCUCCUCCUCGCAUCGCCGUUGUCCCAAUAGCUCCAGACCUCCUCCUCUCCUCACCUAACGCUGCAAAAUCAUCCCAAAAGUCCUUUCUCUCAGGCUCCAAUGUUCGUCUUUGGGAUCCAAAGGCAGAUCCGGGCCCACCUGACGCCGAUCCUGAUGAUGGUGGCCCUUCGACAAAGCGGGUGAGGGCGUCAGCGGCGCCGCGUGUACCAGUUGCUACAUUUCGUGACACCUCUGCGGCGGCGAGACGGGCUUGUGCGGCUAGGUCGGUUUCGGCGAGCUGUUUCGUCUUAAUUUGUUAGCAAUUUUUUGAAUGGAUUUUCUUUAAUUAAGUUAAGGGAAGGGGAGGGGAGGGAGCGUCGCAGUAUUCAAGCAGAUAAGGGGACGGAAGGUGUAUUCAAGAAACGAGCAAUAUAAAAUAUAAUGAGAAUACACACCGUCUUCGCAGCGGGUUGCAAAUACGAGUCAUUAACAGUCUUUGCCCCCUUCCCCACCGUAGUCGCAAACCAACCCAACCCCUUUGUGAGCACCGCAACGGGAUCAUUCUGAAAAUCAUUUAACCCCGGAAUCA